Messenger RNA from Elaeis guineensis (African oil palm), 1385 nucleotides. RefSeq names its product clathrin light chain 2. The record is from RefSeq and is a predicted model, not a curated record. Gene Ontology annotation, molecular function: clathrin heavy chain binding; structural molecule activity. Gene Ontology annotation, cellular component: plasma membrane; clathrin coat of coated pit; clathrin coat of trans-Golgi network vesicle. Gene Ontology annotation, biological process: intracellular protein transport; clathrin-dependent endocytosis. Lineage: Eukaryota; Viridiplantae; Streptophyta; Magnoliopsida; Arecales; Arecaceae.
CCCUUGCCCCGUUUCCACCACCGACCUCCGAGCGAGCGAGAAAGAAGAAAGAAAGAGGGCGAGAGAUGGCUUCCUCUUUCGACACCAUUGGCAACGACGGGGAGGAGGUGGUGAGGGGAUCCACCCGCCCUUUCGACGACGAUGGCUACAUCGGAUACGAUCCCCGCCUCCCCUCCCAGCGCUUCGACGCCUACUCCUCCUUCGUCGCCGACGACGACUCCAAGGACGCCGCCGACGACUCCCCCGCCGCCGGAUUCCACGGCGGUGGAGUCGGCGCCGAGGCCUUUGGCGGCGGCGAUGAUGAUGUCCCCGUCCGCCACGCCUUCGGCGAUGGCAGCUUCCCUCCCUCCCCCGAGGGCUUCGGCUACCGUCCCCCGGAUCCGCACCCGGACUUCGCCUCCACGCCUUCCCCGUUCUCGAUGCCGGAAUCAAACGGGAAGGCCUACGAAGUGGCGGAUCACGGUGGGGUAUUUACUACUGACGGCCCGAUCCUUCCGUCCCCGGACGAGAUGCAGCCAGAGGAGGGGUUUAUCCUGCGGGAGUGGCGUCGCCAAAAUGCAAUCCUUCUUGAGGAGAAAGAAAGGAGGGAAAAGGAGUUCCGGAACCAAAUUAUUACUGAAGCUGAUGAAUACAAGCGGGCUUUCUAUGAGAAAAGGAAACUAAACUGUGAGACCAACAAGACCAACAAUAGAGAAAGAGAGAAGCUAUUCCUGGCCAAUCAAGAGAAGUUCCACGCCAAUGCAGACAAGCACUAUUGGAAAGCAAUUGGGGAGCUGAUACCGCACGAGUUACCGAGUAUUGAGAAGAAGCGGGGAAAGAAAGAGCAAGAGAAAAAGCCGUCCAUCACUAUUGUGCAAGGGCCAAAGCCAGGCAAGCUCACUGAUCUCUCGAGGAUGCGCCAGAUAUUGGUCAAACUCAAACAUAAUCCCCCACCACAUAUGAAAUCCUCCCCUCCACCAGCCACAGCUAAAGAAGCAACCAAGCAGGCAACACCCACUAAAGAGGCCAAAGCUAAUGGCACCAAGCCAACAAAGGACGAACCUCCUGCGGCAACAACAACAGAAGGCCAGGCAGGCAUGGUGGAAGAGCCAUCUCCCACCACCUGAAUACGACCCUGAAAGCCCGCUUGGGGAAGAUAUAUGAUAUAACGUUCUGCUUGUGUUCUGAGAUAAAAUAUUGUAGGAAGCCUUGGUCUAUUUGGCAGCUCCUUUCAUAUUUGCUUCCAACUUAUAAUCCUUUUUAUUGUUUUAUCAUGUAGAGAUCUGUUGUUAGCCGAGGCUAUAUUCCCUUAGAUCUUUGUCAAUCAGGAUUUGGAUGUGUGAUUUGCUGGUGCCUUUUAUCGGAUAUCUCAGUUGGAUGAUAUGAAUUUGAUAACUAUCUUCCCA